This is a messenger RNA of Alternaria burnsii, 1191 nucleotides long. RefSeq lists its product as uncharacterized. The record is from RefSeq and is a predicted model, not a curated record. The transcript has 4 exons. NCBI's taxonomy places the organism in Eukaryota, Fungi, Ascomycota, Dothideomycetes, Pleosporales, Pleosporaceae. The annotation marks the transcript as partial.
AUGUCGGACAUUAAGAAGGUUCACACCGCGAACGCGUGUCCUCCUGCUGGACCCUACACACAAGCCAUUGUUGCAGGCCCCAAUGUCUUCGUGUCAGGUCAAAUUCCCGCCGAUACCAAGGGCAACUUGAUCGAGGGCAGCAUCGCGGACAAGACCAAGAUGUGCUGUGAGAACAUCAAGGGUAUUCUCACCGAAGCGGGUGUUGCCAUGGACAGGAUUGUCAAGGUCAACGUCUUUCUCGACGACAUGGCAAACUUCGCCGAGAUGAACGGCAUGUACGAGCAGUACUUCUCCCACAAGCCUGCGCGCAGCUGUGUUGCUGUCAAGCAGCUGCCCAAGGGUGUGCCGGUCGAGAUUGAGUGCAUUGCGUAUACUGCUCUCAACACAGGCGCUCAUAUGCGCCUCUUACAGGCUACAUCCGACAACGACUUCAGCCUCGUCGAAUACUUUGAUGACAUCCCGCCAUAUGCGAUUCUUUCUCACACCUGGGGUGCGGAUCAUGAAGAAGUCACAUUCAAAGAUAUAUACAAGGGCAAGGGUAAAGGCAAGGCAAAACCUGGAUACGAAAAGCUGCGGUUUUGCGCAGCGCAGGCAGCAAGAGAUGGAUUGAAGUUCUUCUGGGUUGAUACAUGCUGCAUCGACAAGGGUAGCAGCGCCGAACUCUCUGAGGCUAUCAACUCAAUGUAUGCGUGGUAUAAGGGCUCAACAAAAUGCUACGUCUAUCUCUCGGACGUUCCUUGUCGCAUCUUGGAUAUCACACGGCAAGAAAUCCUCGUAGACACUUUCUUGUCGAGCAGAUGGUUUACGCGCGGCUGGACCUUCCAAGAGCUCCUCGCACCGGAAACACUAGUAUUCUUCGCUGCAGAUGGUUCUGAACUAGGGGACAAAGCGAAUUUUCUAGAGGAUAUCGCACGUCAAACGCAUAUUCCUAUCGACGUCUUACAGGACAGCAACGAUGCUGCCAACUAUAAUGUUGAGAAGAGGACAGAUUGGACAAUGCAUAGGAGGACAAAACGCGAAGAGGACGCGGCAUAUUGUCUCCUAGGCUUCUUCGGGGUGCAGAUGCCGCUCAUAUAUGGCGAGGGUAGAGCGAGAGCCUUUGCACGAUUGCAGACCGAGAUCAAGCGCCACAAAUUCCAACAAAACUUGCUAGCAGUUGUGUCGUUCAUGAAAUUCCUCUACGAUGGAGUG